AUUUACCUCAGAGGUCAUGAGCACCAAGAUGGUUUCAGAGACAGCAGUGAAGUGGUGAUGUUCAUUAAUGUUAUUGCACAGCCUUAUUAUUCUGACAAUUCAUGCGAUUCGUAGACGUUAGCGGUGUCUGCUAAACUUUGCCACUGCAAGGCACAGCGAGACUGGAGCAUAAUAAUAACGCCCUGUACACAUAUGCGGCUUCGAAUAGGGCCAUUUGCACAACCGAAGUCAAAGGCCGUGGCGAAGUUCCGCAGUAAGCUGUUUUCUCUUUGCCCCCAGUGCUCAGCAGCGGAGUUUCGGUCCAUUACAUCUUACGGCUCGUAGCAUAUAACGUUCCUGCUUUAGUUGCAUGUUGAGGACUGGAGGUGAGGUGAUAGCUGAUUGGGAGUGACCUAAUCUCCUGGGCCCAAGAGCUCAUAUCACUGGGAGGCAGGCAACCUGGUGAAAGAUGCCUUCAGAUGGGAAAGCAAAGGUGACAAAGAAAGUGGACCUGAGGAGAUUGAUGCAACAAAAGAAACAAGAUGCUGCACAAUCAAAGAAGGUUGACUCACCACUAGCAAGGUACUCGAGCUCGGGCCAGCUGAGCUGUGUCGUCUGCCGGACGCCGGUGAAGAGCGAGCUGGCGUGGACGGCGCACCUGGUCAGCCGCUCGCACAAGGAGCGGGUGGCGGCUCUGCGCGACCAGCAGGGCGGCGACAAGCGGCCCGCGCCGGCCGCCUCCGCCGCCGACGACCGCACACGAGCCAAGCGGCUCAAAGGAGACAAGUCGGUCCCAGACGACUUCUUCGAGAAGCCACAGGUGCCAAAGAAAGGCAUAUUGAAGAAUGCUCCUCGGCCAGCGCCGAAACCAGCAGUGCCUAACCGGCUGCAGCCUUCACAAGCAGCGCCAGCUGUCGAAAAAAUGGACACGGACGAUGCAGGUGCUGUUCCGGAUGCCGUGUCACCACCGUCCACCUCCGAACAGCUGCCCGACACCGGGCAGCUGCCCGAGGGCUUCUUUGACGACCCGCUUAAAGAUGCCAAGGCGCGGCACGUGGAGUACCGCGACCCGGCCGAGGUCGAGUGGGAGAAGUUCCAGCGCGAGAUGCAGACGCAGAUGGCCGAGUCGGAGGUGAUCCUGGACGAGGACCAGCAGGAGGCCACCGUCGGACGCCAGAUCGAGGAGGUCGACGAGCAGAUCCGCAACCUCUCCAGGGUGAUCAGCAUGGAGAAGCGGAAGGAGCAGUUGGCACAGCAGGAAGCGGCAGCGGCGGCGGCGGCCGCUGCGUCCCGGCCAGACGACGGCGACGACGACUCGAGCGCCGACGAGGCCGAGGUGGAUGAGUUCCUCGACUGGCGGUCGAAGGGCGCCUGGAAGUGAGGGCUCGCCGCGCUCGCGCACCGCCGGGAGCGCCGUCGUCCCCCGCUGGACGGCUGGACACCACCAUCGGCUGCGGGAACCCGCCCUCUGCGAGCGCACCACGGGUGGCGCCGCCGCCAGCGGUGGACGUGGUCUGCAGACGUCGACGUCUGCUGGCGUGACGUCUGGACGUGGUGUACAGGCGUGGUCUAGGACGUGAUUGGUGCACACGAUGUGCCGGCGAGGUCGGUGGGCGUGACGUGUGGUCGAGGCCUGUGAAUGGCGUCUGUGAUGUGGCCCGUGAUGUGUUGGCACGAAGGCCGACGCUGCUGUGCAGCCUGAAGCGAACAGACGGCGUGAGUCUUCGUCGAGCGCCGUUCGGAUGGCGUGAUCGGCCGGGUGGCGUGAUUCGUCACCAUCAGGCGGUGGAGCCGUGCUGGUGCCGGCCCGACGCGGCCGUGCCGCCGCGGCAAUGGCCGACGCGGGUGGCCUGACAACACCGGAAUACAUGUCACCGCCCGCUCUA
Pollicipes pollicipes is the source of this 1865-nucleotide messenger RNA. Its product is annotated as zinc finger protein 830. Gene Ontology annotation, cellular component: spliceosomal complex; nucleus. Gene Ontology annotation, biological process: mitotic DNA damage checkpoint signaling; nuclear DNA replication; mitotic DNA replication checkpoint signaling. The transcript is spliced from 6 exons. Bases 449 to 1360 code for a protein of 303 amino acids. The record is from RefSeq and is a predicted model, not a curated record. NCBI's taxonomy places the organism in Eukaryota, Metazoa, Arthropoda, Thecostraca, Pollicipedomorpha, Pollicipedidae. Gene Ontology annotation, molecular function: nucleic acid binding; zinc ion binding.